CACUCUCUUUAUAAAAUCUCUCUCUCUCUCUCAGGUCUCUCAAUGGUCUUUGCAACGUUGAUUCAGACAUGAAGCCUAGUCUUCGGGGAACCUAAGAUUCAAAUGCUAUUGUUCGUCCCAGGAGCAACUGGAGAUUCUUCUUCUUGGAUCUGCUGGCGGUUGCAUGGCCUCCAGCUUAAGAAAGUCAGAACAAAAGAAAUUUGUAAACGAAUGAUUUGUUGUCUAAUUUUUAGUUUGGAGAGGUCUUUUAUGGGGUAAGAAGUGGGGCGAAAUGUUUAUACAUUUCAAGUAUUUAUGGACAUGGAGAAGACGCGUGACGAUGCAGAAACAUCAGAGCAAAGACCUCCGUAUACUACAUGGUGGCCUUCAGAUGUCAUCGAAAAAAUUGGAUCUGUUUCUUUGGAUUCUAAAGGAGAAACUUUGAGUACUAGAGAAACAAAUAACUAUACUGAGCAUGUUGAGUUGUCAUCACAAACAGCUUCACAGAUUCUCUGGAGCACUGGAAUGCUUUCGGAACCGAUUCCGAAUGGUUUCUACUCUGUCAUUCCUGAAAAAAGGCUCAAGGAGCUUUUUGAUGAUAUUCCUACUCUGGAUGAGCUUGAUGCUUUGGGGGUCGAGGGUUUCAGAGCUGAUAUCAUUCUUGUAGACACAGAGAAAGAUAGGAAGCUUUCUAUGCUGAAGCAACUGAUUGUUGCUCUUGUCAAAGGGUUGAACUCCAAUCCUGCAGCAAUGAUUAAAAAGAUUGCUGGACUGGUAUCAGAUGUUUAUAAACAGCCAAAUUUGGAACUAAGUCCAGCAAAAGCUGCACUCGAGGAAACCUCUCAUGCAUUUGUAAAUCGAGGUGUCCAGAUGCUGGGGCAAAUAAAGCAUGGAUCAUGCCGUCCUCGAGCCAUAUUAUUCAAAGUUCUUGCUGACGCUGUAGGUCUUGAAAGUACUCUCAUGGUGGGGUUACCUAAUGACGGGGCUGUUGAGUGUAUAGACUCAUAUAAGCAUAUGUCUGUAAUAGUUGUGUUGAAUUCUGUGGAACUUUUGGUCGAUCUUAUGCGUUUUCCUGGCCAGCUGAUACCCCGAUCAACGAAGGCGAUUUAUAUGACUCAUAUCUCUGCAGCAGGGGAGAGUGAUUCUGCAGAAAAUGAUUCUUGUGAUUCGCCAUUAGAGCCAAAUAGUCCUCUGUAUGGGUUUUCAGAGAGAGUUGAUCCUGACAGGUUAGGCAAUAUGACAGAUACUGAGAAAGAUGAGGGCUUCCAAUACCAGCGGAGAUUAGAAGCAUCCUCAAAUGUGGCAGGACCUUCAUUGCGAAGUAUGAUGUUGCGAUCUUCCACCUCACUUGACAGAAAAUUGAGUUUGUCACAUAGUGAACCCAAUAUUGCGACUACAUUUUGGCGGCGGAGCCGGAGAAAAGUCAUUGCUGAACAACGGACUGCGAGUUCAAGUCCAGAGCAUCCUUCAUUACGUGCACGUGGACGAUCUAUGCUUAGUGGUGAUAGGAAAUCAUUUAGAGAUUAUGAAGACAUAGCUACAUCAAGGUCCGAAGGUGCCUCAACGUCAGAAACUCGUAGAAUAAGAAGGAGAAGCAUUAGCAUUACUCCUGAGAUCGGUGAUGAUAUCGUAAGGGCUGUGCGAGCAAUGAAUGAAACUUUGAAGCAGAAUCGUCUUUUGGGAGAACAGGGGGAUGAUAGGUCUUUUUUGUAUUCUUCAAAUGACGGAAACAUUGGUUCAGAUCAUCAAAAGAAUGUGCGUAGCUGUAUUUUGGUAUCUGAUUUUGACCAGCAUGAUCGUGAUGAAAUCUCGGGUGGAAGGUCUGCUUUAUAUGCUCAUCCUAGGGAGCAAAUAAGUUCUCAAAAGGCAAUAUCAUUACCUUCAUCCCCACAUGAAUUUAGUGGUCCACCUUCUGAAAGAGGCGGGACUUCAGACUACAAAGAAAAUGAUGAAACGGUCUCAACAUGGCACAAAGUACUGGAGUCGCCCAUGUUCCAAAAUAAGCCUCUCCUACCAUUUCAAGAAUGGAAUAUUGAUUACAGAGAACUGACUGUCGGAACUCGUGUUGGGAUUGGGUUCUUUGGAGAAGUUUUCCGUGGCAUUUGGAAUGGAACAGAUGUCGCCAUCAAGGUUUUCUUGGAGCAAGAUCUGACUGCUGAAAAUAUGAAGGAUUUCUGCAACGAAAUAUCCAUCCUCAGCCGCCUCCGACACCCAAACGUUAUCUUAUUUCUUGGUGCAUGCACUAAGCCCCCACACUUGUCAAUGGUCACUGAAUACAUGGAGAUGGGAUCCUUGUAUUAUUUGAUCCAUUUAAGUGGGCAGAAAAAGAAACUCAGCUGGCGGAGGAGACUCAAAAUGCUGCGUGAUAUAUGCAGGGGACUGAUGUGCAUACACCGGAUGAAGAUAGUGCAUCGCGAUGUGAAAAGUGCAAAUUGUCUUGUAAACAAGCAUUCAACAGUUAAGAUCUGCGAUUUUGGGCUGUCAAGAAUAAUGACCGACACCCCCAUGAGAGACACUUCAUCAGCUGGAACUCCAGAAUGGAUGGCUCCUGAACUCAUUCGCAAUGAACCCUUCACAGAGAAAUGUGAUAUUUUCAGCCUUGGUGUAAUAAUGUGGGAACUCUGCACUCUAAGUCGACCAUGGGAGGGUGUUCCCCCAGAGAGGGUUGUUUAUGCUGUUGCAAAUGAGGGGUCAAGGUUGGAGAUUCCUGAAGGUCCUCUAGGCAGGCUAAUUGCAGAUUGCUGGGCAGAACCACAAGAACGACCAAGCUGCGAGGAGAUUCUCACAAGGCUGCUAGACUGCGAGUACUCGCUCUGCUAAGUGUAAUCUUUGUUUGUUGUAUAAAAACAAAAAACAGCAUAGUAGAGGUGUAACAUUGUGUUCUCGGCUCAAGUUGUAAAACAUUUCUUAUGAUUUUCCAGUUCUGAAAAAAAAAGAAACUCUUGUUUGAUCUUCACUUUGGAAUGAUAAAAAACCAAAAAAAGGAAAAGAAGAAAAGAAGAAACUUUGAUA
Molecule: messenger RNA, 2991 nt
Organism: Camellia sinensis
Lineage: Eukaryota; Viridiplantae; Streptophyta; Magnoliopsida; Ericales; Theaceae
Product: serine/threonine-protein kinase EDR1
Biological process (GO): signal transduction; protein phosphorylation
Cellular component (GO): cytoplasm
Molecular function (GO): protein kinase activity; ATP binding
Source: RefSeq, a predicted model, not a curated record